This is a messenger RNA of Theileria equi strain WA, 588 nucleotides long. RefSeq lists its product as hypothetical. NCBI's taxonomy places the organism in Eukaryota, Apicomplexa, Aconoidasida, Piroplasmida, Theileriidae. The record is from RefSeq and is a predicted model, not a curated record. The transcript has a single exon. The coding region runs from base 1 to 588 and encodes 195 amino acids.
AUGACCGUUUGCGUGGACACAGACUUAAUAAAUUUCGCGACUUUUGACGAUACCAUUAAGAUGACAUAUAAAUCCAAACAACAUUCCAGCGAAAAGAGUUCAAGUCGUAAGAAUAUUGAUAAAAGGGACACACAUUCCAAUCGCCACAAAUCUAAACAUAAAAGUGUGUCCCCCAAACGUCGUAUCGAACAUAGAGAAUCGUCCUCUAGGUCUCAUCAUAGAGAGAAACGCGAAAUAGACAAAAGGGAAGAAUCCAAGUCCGAUGGACUAUCAUUUAACAAGGGAUACUUUCUAGAAAAGGUAGAAUCCAGCGAGCUACAAAAGGAAUUCGAACUAUCAAACUACAGCAAGGCUUAUGGAUUAGAUCUGUCUGGUUUUGUAGGACUUUCUUCGGAAAUAUUAAGUAUAGGAUCCAUAUCCAAGGAUAAGGAAUACACCAAAGCUGAGAGAAAAAAGUUUAGAGAAGAAGAAAUUAAGUUACACAAGGAUCGCUUUUGGAAGUGCAAAAAGUGUUCAUUCAUGAAUUAUUUGUCAAACUACGCCUGUAUGGGUUGCAAGGGGUUGAAGGGAGCAUGUUCCUCGCGCUAA